UGGCGGUUGCUGGUCAGUAACAGCCAAGAUGCUGUUGAAUCUGCUGGCUCUUCGUCAGAUUGGGCUGAGGACCAUAAGCACUGCUUCCCACAGGCAUUUUAAAAAUAAAGUUCCAGAGAAACAAAAACUGUUCCAGGAGGAUGAUGGAAUUCCACUGUAUCUAAAGGGUGGGGUAGCUGAUGCCCUCCUGAAUAGAGCCACCAUGAUUCUUACAGUUGGUGGAAGAGCAUAUGCCAUAUAUCAGCUGGCUGUGGCUUCAUUUCCCAAGAAGCAGGAGUGACUUCAAUCAUCCCAGCAAUCACCUGAUUCACAUUCAUUCAGCUCUCUAUGGACCAGUAAUCUGAUAAAUAACCGAGCUCUUCUUUGGGGAUCAAUAUUUAUUGACUUGUAGUAACUGCCGCCAAUAAAGCAGUCUUUACCAUGAGAAAAAA
Molecule: messenger RNA, 431 nt
Organism: Pongo pygmaeus (Bornean orangutan)
Lineage: Eukaryota; Metazoa; Chordata; Mammalia; Primates; Hominidae
Product: cytochrome c oxidase subunit 7A2, mitochondrial-like
Exons: 1
Coding region: 29-280 (83 amino acids)
Biological process (GO): mitochondrial electron transport, cytochrome c to oxygen; regulation of oxidative phosphorylation; mitochondrial respirasome assembly
Cellular component (GO): respiratory chain complex IV
Source: RefSeq, a predicted model, not a curated record